UAACACUCCCCUGCCGAGAAAUUACCCUUUCCAUACUACUAUUACCUAUUUGAUUGAACACUACACAGAACUGUUCACAUACACAGUCUCAAGUAGAUCCUCGAGUACAAGUAGUGGGGGAACACUGUUUUCGAGUUACUAGCGCGAGGGGAUUAACUUAGUGUUGAGCGGCAAAGUUGGUUCAAGUGUUAAGUUUGCUCCGCUUCUUUUUCUUUCCCGACAGAAAAUUUAAAUAUUUCUACAUAAUAACAGACGUUGCAGUUAAUGGGAAUUUUGCUGGAGCUUCAGGGGUCUCAAUACCCUGAUACCAUUUUGCUAUCGCGCUCGACGUUAUCGGUAACACAAGAGUUUAGGUUUGUUAGCAAGAAUCGGAUUAGCUGUAUACUUCAUUUUUGCUCUCUGUCGUAUGAUUAGCGGUAACUUAAAUGAUGGAAUUCAAUAAAACUUCAUGACAAUGUAGUGUUUAUUAAGUCGCAAACGUAAAUAUUGUUAUAUGCAAUCUUAUAUAGUGCAGUAGUUGACUGUACGAUUCAGGUAGUCUGCUAACGCAUCGCGGCAUUUUUGUCGGUAUUUCAGAACAGUAGACAGAUCCAUACAUUGUACGAACAGUCUGUACAUACCUUAAGUCUGCGCUGCCACUGUUUUGUUUCAUGUGGAUAAAGCAAGAUGGUAGCAGUGUAUUAAAACCGCUAUUUAAAGAUGUUUUCUUUUUUAUGAAUGCGAUGAAAAGAAAAACAUUUUUCCUAAUCGGAGGAGUGGUACUCGCCACGGAGAUUAUUUGGCAACUAUGCAAAAAGUUCCAUGGUUCGCGGAAAUACCAUACGCGUAAUGCAAUCGUACCGAAACAAAACAUUGCGGAGGUCAUGUUUUUCUCCAAAGAGUCUGGUCAUUGUCGAGAUCAUGCUGAUGGUCAAUAUACAUGCCACAAAGUGGAUUGCCCUGUCCGUUAUUUAAGACGUCUGGAAAGUUACAUUAAAAAAGCCGAGAGGAGACUAGACGUCUGCAUGUACGUUUUGACUUGUCACGGAUUGUCAUUGGCCUUCGUGGAAGCACACAAACGUGGCGUACACGUGAGAAUAAUAAUGGAUCAUCACAUGGCCAGCAAUGACGCAGCGCGGACAGGUCUGUUUCAUAAUAAUGGGAUCGAGGUCAGAAUGCAGAAUCCUGAAGUCCUGAUGCAUCACAAGUUCGUGAUAGUGGACGAGGACAUUUUGAUCACUGGCAGCACAAAUUGGACAAUGUCCGCGUUCUUCGGAAACUUCGAAAACAUCCUUGUGACCAAUCAGAGCCCGCUGGUCGAGCCGUUCUUAAAAGAAUUCGAACGUAUGUGGCAAGCGUUCAGAUUUCCCGUAGAGUUCAAAUCCGAGGACAAUGUGGACGACACCGAAGAGUAACCAGUGAUUCGGUGCAGCGGACCACGCCAGAUCAUCAACCAGCAACCGAUCUCCGCAUUUUACAUCGAAACCGAUACAACACGCACACUCUCCCAAAACCCAGUAACAUUCAUCACUCCCAACCCCAUGACCUUUCCAAUUUCAUCGGAAAACCCAUUCGAACUUCAUAACCGUGCCACGUCGCGCGCCUCGAGCCGCGAGACUGCAAAAAUCAGCUUCCACUCGCGACAGCCGAACUCCAACCCCCGCAACGCCGCCCCCAAAAUCUACCUGCAACUCGCGAGUCGCUUUGUCCUUUCGAGGAAACAUUCCUCGUGAUCCGGCAGCUUCCGAAACGCACUCGCGACGAGCGUUCCCAGUCCGUUCCACCUUCCGUUCACCGAAGCAUGUUCGGGGCCGGCGUUGGUUCCCAGCCGCGCGACUGCUCCGCAGUUCGUCGCGCCAGGUUACUCGGAAACAAGUCGAUGAAAACGAUGUUGCUCAGCGUUUCCCGGUGACUGCGCGUGCUGUGAAACCUCGUGUACCGGCGGUCUUUUGUCGAACAACAGUUCCGCAGCGCGAGAGGAGAAUCGUCGCAACCCCGUUCUUCCGAUUCUCCCGUCGACGCUCCGCGUGUGCACGCGCGAAUCCUUUUGUCCGUUUUCAGCCCUCCUUUCGUGCGCAUCCCCCACUCCAGCCGGUAUCGUCCGACCGUAAUCGUAAAACCGAUUUAUCCCCGAUUCGACAGAAGCGAAAUUAAUUGCCGCGGUGGAGUACUCCGAGGGAGAGAGAGAGAGAGAGAGAGAGCAGCGAGGGUUCAUUGAGCGGCGUUUUUCGUCCGGAAAAACCGUCCUUUCGGUUUCACCGCGAUAUCGCGAGUUCGAGCGGAAAACUAAACGCCCGCUUGGAAGACGCGGC
Molecule: messenger RNA, 2291 nt
Organism: Nomia melanderi (Alkali bee)
Lineage: Eukaryota; Metazoa; Arthropoda; Insecta; Hymenoptera; Halictidae
Gene: zuc
Product: Mitochondrial cardiolipin hydrolase zuc
Biological process (GO): piRNA processing
Cellular component (GO): mitochondrion
Molecular function (GO): RNA endonuclease activity producing 5'-phosphomonoesters, hydrolytic mechanism
Source: RefSeq, a predicted model, not a curated record